UCUGCUGAACUAACCAUGACUACAGGUACAGGUGGUCCAGUAGCCACAUUCUCUGUGUGGGACUAUGUGGUGUUUGCUGGAACAAUUUUGGCGGCUGCUGGCGUUGGCCUUUUCCAGGCUAUCCGGGGCCGUAAGGAGACCAGCAGCGAUGAGUUCUUGUUGGGUGGACGGCAAAUGACAGCUGUGCCAGUUGCCAUGUCGCUCACUGCCAGUUUCAUGUCUGGCAUCACAGUCAUUGGCACACCUGCUGAGGCCUACCGUUAUGGAACUGCUUUCUGGCUCUUUGGCUUCUCCUAUGCCGUCAUGUCUGCCGUCACUGCAGAGAUCUUCGUCCCUCUUUUCUACCGACUGGGAAUCACCAGCGCCUACGAGUACCUGGAGAUGCGCUUCAGCCGGCCCAUUCGGUUGAUUGGGACGUCAAUGUACAUUGUGCAGACGGCUCUGUACACAGGUUUGGUAAUCUACGCUCCAGCUCUCGCACUAAAUCAAAUAACUGGACUUGAUCUAUGGGGGGUGCUGGUGGCUACAGGAGCAGUAUGCAUCGUCUACUGCAGUUUGGGCGGCCUAAAAGCAGUAAUCUGGACAGAUGUGCUGCAGAUGGUGAUCAUGCUGGCAGGUUUUGUGGCUGUCAUAGCUAGAGGAGCUGUACUGCAGGGAGGCCUGACGAGGAUUUGGGAAGACUCCCGCGAAGGAGGCAGACUUGACGCUUUUGAUUUUGACCCAGAUCCUCUGAAGCGACAUACUUUCUGGACCAUUCUGAUUGGUGGCAGCGUGAUGUGGGUGUCUAUCUAUUCAAUCAACCAGUCCCAAGUGCAACGCUACAUCUCCUGUAAAACCUUGGGUCAUGCCAAAAUGUCUUUGUAUGUAAACAUGGUUGGAUUGUGGGUUACUGUGAGUCUGGCUGUGUUUUCUGGUCUCACCAUGUACUCCAUUUACAAGAAUUGUGACCCACUUGAAAAUGGUGAUGUAACUACUCUUGAUCAGAUGCUUCCUUAUCUUGUAAUGGAUAUUCUGGCAGCGUACCCAGGAAUCCCUGGCUUGUUUGUGGCUGCUGCAUACAGUGGGACCCUGAGCACUGUGUCUUCAAGCAUCAAUGCCCUAGUUGCUGUCACUGUGGAAGACUUUAUAAUGCCUGUGUGCAAAACCCUCACACCGAAACAGGUGACCUGGAUGAACAUGGGCCUGAGUGUCUUCUAUGGUGCCGUGUGUAUUGGGAUGGCCGGAGUUGCCUCCACAAUGGGAAGUGUCCUACAGGCAGCUCUGUCCAUAUUUGGUAUGAUCAGCGGGCCUCUUCUCGGUCUUUACCUAUUAGGCAUGCUCUUUCGCACGCCAAAUUCAAUAGGAGGACUUGUGGGAAUGAUCAUUGGUCUGGUGUUGACUCUGUGGGUGGGAAUCGGAGGCCAGCUUUAUCCACCAACAUCUGAAAUGACAAUGCCUCUCCCAGUCAGCACUGUAGGCUGCACAAUAGACCAGAAUUACACGACUAUAGCUCCCUGGACCAGUCCGGUGCCUCUGACCACGCAGCAAGAGUUCAGGCCAGAACUAGCAGACUCCUGGUACUCCCUGUCCUACCUCUACUUCUGUCUGUUGGGCACAGUGACCACAAUUGUGUCCGGCAUGCUGGUGAGCAUGAUGACAGGUGGUUGCAAACAAAAGAAGCUGAGUUCUGAUCUGUUUGUGAGGAAGCGUGAUCUGAUCUGUUUCAGCUACUUCAGUAAAUCAGAGGAAUCCGACAAUAAUGAAAAGGCUGCAUCAGACAUUCACAUGAGUGCCGACAAGUCAACAUUACCAGACUAUGAAGUGAUGACUAAAGAUGUUGAAAAAGCGACCAAACUAUAAUUCUGCUAUGUCAGUUUUUUUAAACAUAUUUAAUGCAAAUGUUGUUUUUUUUAAAAUUAACACAUGAAUGACAAAGCAUAAUUCCUCUGCUGCUACAACACGUUGGUGCAUCUGAUUCACAAAAACACAUUACUGGAACUCAAUGAUGUGCCUAUUUAUGUCGGUAUGAAAUAUGAUGUGUUUUCAACAUGUUGGUAAAAUGCAAAUACACAAUUACUUACUCUAAAGUUUGACUGUUUAUGUUUCAACCCUACAAACUCUUCAACAAUAGCAAAAGAAGGAAAAUGUUCAAACAUAUGUUCAGCAUCCUUUAAUUAACAAAAUGUUCUGGCUAUUGUAGCCUUUGUCAUGUCUAUAGGGAACAAGCAUUUAAAAUAGCUCAAGGUCACCACAUCAUUUGCUACACACUGAUUGAGCUGCUCCCAUUUCCUGUUUUGUGGGGAUGUUGCAACAGUUUUACUUUUAUUGUCCUUUGUUCAAUUGUUCUCCUUGAUAACGGCUGAUAGCCCUACCUGAA
Molecule: messenger RNA, 2356 nt
Organism: Scomber japonicus (chub mackerel)
Lineage: Eukaryota; Metazoa; Chordata; Actinopteri; Scombriformes; Scombridae
Gene: slc5a8l
Product: solute carrier family 5 member 8, like
Exons: 15
Coding region: 16-1839 (607 amino acids)
Biological process (GO): sodium ion transport; propanoate transmembrane transport
Cellular component (GO): membrane
Molecular function (GO): organic acid:sodium symporter activity
Source: RefSeq, a predicted model, not a curated record